AUGCAGUCUCAUCCAUUGUUUGAUGGAGCAUUUCAAUGCCUAUUACCAACGAAUGUAGUUGAUGCCAGUGAUUUACGUCAAAUUCCUGAUAACCAAGAAGUAUUUGUUCAUCCGUCAACCUCUCAAAGUAUCACUAUAGAUAUUUUGGAAUACGUGGAUGCUAGUAAUCAUGAAGAUGCAGCAAGAAUGCAUUUUAAUGAAAUCGGUGCAGCUAAUGAAGCUACAGAUUCAAACAUUUCUUCUCUAAGAACUGUGUCACUACAUAAUCCAGAUCCUUAUUGUUCUUCUGUCGUUUUAUUAUCUGGACAGCAAAAAGUGUCCAAGUUUAAUCAAUCCAAUGAAGAUGUUGUAUUCAUUUACAUGGCUUUAUAUAGAUAUACACAAUUCCAAGCGGAUGUAUUAGUUAUUGUCAAUAAUCCUGAUGGUGAAGAUGGUAGUAUCAUUCAUUCAUCUUCAUCAGGUCACGAUCAAGUUCAUUUCACGUCCCAAAAUAAUAACAAUAAUGAUACUAGCUAUUCUACAGAUUUAAUAUGGUCACAAGAUGAAAUAAACACAAUACUACCUUCUUUACGUCUAAUAAAUUCAAAUGUUUUUGCAUCAUAA
Messenger RNA from Schistosoma intercalatum, 603 nucleotides. NCBI's taxonomy places the organism in Eukaryota, Metazoa, Platyhelminthes, Trematoda, Strigeidida, Schistosomatidae. The record is from the annotation of a GenBank genome assembly.